GACGACGGUGGCAUCGAGUACUACAACACGAUAGUGGUGCAGCCGCACCUGAAACUGGUGACGAAUCAAGGCCGGGGCUUCCACGUGCGGUGUCGCUACCAGACCCGGGACAAGGUGGUGUCGAACGACCAGACCCAAGUCGACAUGCUGCAGUCGCUGCCACUACAAGCAGCAGCGCCACUGCCGGGCUGUUCGAUGAAAAUCUACAGCGGCGAGCCGUCGGCCCACCACAUCGCCGAGAACGUGAAAAUCGGCGAUCCCCUGACCCUCGUCAUAAGCAUCGAGAACCAGGAUAUGGUCGGCUUGAGGAUAACCGACUGCAUCGUCAGGGACGGCAUCGGACGGGGCGAGCAGAAGCUCAUCAAUCACGAAGGCUGUCCAGUGGACAGGGAGAUCAUGGGCCAGUUCGUCUACAACGCGGACAAGACCGAAGCCAAGGUCCACUUCCAGGCGCACAAGUUCCCCUACACUUCGAGCGUCUACUAUCAAUGCAACGUUAGCUUUUGCAUCAAGCACAAAGGAGGAUGCUCCGAUACGCCGCCGUUGUGUGGCAACGAAUUAGCUCGGCGUCGGAGGGACACGACAAAGACCGCGCUCGUCGCUACCAAGGACGGUACCGGUGAGGACGGCACGCCUGCCACCAUCGAGGUCUACAGCGGCUUCUACGUCAACGAGGCCGACGUCGUUCCAAAGUCCGAUUACUACGACGUCUCCAAAGAAAGGGCGUACGACAGCAAUCCGGACUACAUUUGCAUGUCGCAGCGUAGCUUCGCCAUCGGUAUCGCGAUAGCGAGUCUGUUGUUGCUGCUGGCGAUAAUCGGCGCGGUACUCAUGCUGCUGGGCAAGCGACGCCACAAGAGCGUCUCGACUACCGGCUCCUCGAUCUACAGCGGUCCCUACACCAACACCGCUUACAGCCACAGCAGCUAAGGAGAAUAGCCAACCUCAUCGUCGUUCUCUUUCUUAUCUGCUAUGUUUUUUUUUUUUUUUUUGUUUUUUUUCCCGUUUCGUUUCGUUGCUCCUUGCCUUCAUCUUCCGCGACUUUUGCUCGCCUUCCCGAGCGAUGCCUCCUUUUUCCAUUGUUCUUGCGUUUUUUUAAAAUGAAUUUUCCCGCUAACUCGGACCGGCACACGUAUGUGCCCACGCGAGUAAAACGAACGACAAUGUCGUUGUCGAGAGAACUCGAGGAAGGAGGAAUUACACGGAAGAGAUAGGAGGAAGGAGCAACGGCGCCUUUUUUUCCCCGGAAGAUGGAUAUUUUUUUUUUUUUACUUUUCGUUUCGGUUUCCCAUCUCUGAUUUUUUUGCUCACGAAGCUACGUCAUUUUCGUUUGAAAAGUCAAACGAAUCUAGCGUACUUUCGAGUUUUUCCUAACUUUUUGCUUAUACGCUUACUUGAACCUUUUUUUUUUUUCUUCUUUGAAAGUGUACUUAAUAAUUUGGUAUCGCGCGCGAGACCAAUGACUUACGUUUGGAUCACAGCUGAA
This is a messenger RNA of Copidosoma floridanum, 1486 nucleotides long. RefSeq names its product zona pellucida domain-containing protein piopio (gene pio). The record is from RefSeq and is a predicted model, not a curated record. NCBI's taxonomy places the organism in Eukaryota, Metazoa, Arthropoda, Insecta, Hymenoptera, Encyrtidae.